Molecule: messenger RNA, 851 nt
Organism: Rhinichthys klamathensis goyatoka
Lineage: Eukaryota; Metazoa; Chordata; Actinopteri; Cypriniformes; Leuciscidae
Product: inactive phospholipid phosphatase 7
Exons: 2
Coding region: 29-826 (265 amino acids)
Cellular component (GO): nuclear envelope
Molecular function (GO): sphingosine-1-phosphate phosphatase activity
Source: RefSeq, a predicted model, not a curated record
UUAGCUCAUUAGCUCGUUAGCUCGCGCCAUGCCUUCGAACCCGAGCCGCUCCAGAGCUAAGGAUCGCGGCAUUAGCACUAGCGUUCUGGGUCGACCCGAGUUUCUGUCCCUGAGCUCGCCUCCGCGGAACCACAGCAGAGCGUGGAGAAGAUCCGGGCCGUGCAGGAGCCAGCAGAACCAGGCGAGCGAGAACACACACACACACACGCCGCCGGAUGAAGACUGUAUGCUCCUCAACCCGUCGCUCAGAGGAAUCGCCGUGAGCUCGCUGCUCGCCGUCGACAUCUGCCUGUCCAAGCGCAUGAGUGUGUGUGUCCAGGCCGGGUCCCCGUGGGCCAGUGUGCGCUCGGGGGUCACCCUGCUGGCGCUGACGGGUCACGGGGUCACAUGGGUCUGCGGGACCCUGGUGUGUCUGAGCCAGAGCCACUCGCCGGCGGGACAGGAGCUGCUCGUCAACCUGCUCAUCGCGCUGCUGCUGGACCUGCUGACCGUGGCCGGCGUGCAGAAGCUGGUCCGGCGUAGAGGCCCAUGGCACUCGAGUCCCGACUCGUUCCCGGCGGGUCAGGCGAGCCGAGCGGCGCUGGUGUCCCGGUUCCUGCUGUCGCACCUGGACCUGGCCGUGCCGCUGCGGGUCCUGCUGGUGCUGUGGGCCGGGCUCUCGGGCCUGUCGCGGGUCCUGCUGGGCCAGAACCACCUGAGUGACGUGUCCUGCGGCUUCGCUCUGGGCUUCCUGCACUCCGGGCUGAUGGAGACGGUGUGGGUCCCGUCCAGCGCCUGUCAGACGCUGCUGUCCAUCGGCACCUUCAGCUGGGCCUCGGCCGGAUAGCGGGACGCACUGGUGCAUGUGUGAC